AUAAAUGUGUUCCUUGCCUUUUUUUUAUUUAUUACAUGUACAAUGUGUUUCCUUUUUUUUGGUGGCACCACUUUAGCGCAGCAGUUAAUAGUUGCUGUGUAUCGCCACCAGGGAUUUCAAGUCCCAAAACAGAAAAACAAAUAAUCGUGUGAAGCACGUGCGCAGCAGCCCCAGGCGCUGUAACGGACUGAUCGUUCGUCCUCACGGAGAUAGCCGCAUCCGUGUUGCAAUUUGUUACCUGCCAUUGAGCUAUCAGAAGUGUCACACGCCGGCAGGAAGCGCGCGGCCUCUUGACUUACAUCCGUUGAUAAACGGCUCGGUGGCACGAUGUUAGCUCAGUUCUCGACCCGUGCAGUGCUGUUGCUUCGCUGCGCGCCGGCAGCCGGUGCUUCCCGGGCGACCAUGGCUACCAAGAGCAAGAUACCGGCCGAGUAUCGCAAACUAGUGUGCGUCAAGACGACGCCGAAGUUCCACGAUGCAGUCUCCAUCGUUACGGUGCCCACGCCGAAGCCCGGGCCGGGUGAGGUGCUCGUGCGGACCUGCUACGCCGGUGUCAAUGCUUCGGACGUCAACGCAACCGCCGGCCGGUACGAACGGGCGUCCAAGGACCUCCCGUUCGACCUGGGCUUUGAGUCGGUCGGCGAGGUGGUCGCGGUCGGUCCGGACGUCGAUGGACUUAAGGUCGGCAACGCCGUGGCCACGACUAAUUUCCCCAAGUUCGGCGCGUUCGCCGAAUACCAAUGCGUGCGGGCAGAGCAUGCGUACCGUAUACCACAGGUCAUACCCGAGGUAGUGCCGCUCCUGGUAAGCGGUCUGACCGCCGCGAUCGGCCUUGACCAACAGGGGCGCAUCAGCGCUGGCGAGACUGUGCUGAUUACGGCGGCCGCAGGAGGUCUCGGUCACCUGGCCGUGCAGUACGCGCGGGCCGCCGGCUGCCGCGUAGUGGCCACAUGUUCUUCGGACCAGAAGGAGGAGUACUUGCGCAGCCUGGGCUGCGAGAAGGUCAUCAACUACCGCACGCAGGACCUGGGUGCCGAGCUGGGCAAGGCGUAUCCCGAAGGCGUCGACGUUGUCUGGGAGACCGUGGGCGGCGAGACUUUCGACACGCUCUUCAGGAAGCUGCGUCCGCGAGGUCGCCUCGUAGUGGUAGGCGCCAUUAAGGGCUAUCUCCAGGGUGACAAACCAUUCCCAGAUGUUGAUCUGCGCAACCUGCCCUACCGACUGCUCGCACGCUCAACCACUCUUGCAGGCUUCUUGCUUUCCGACUAUGCCCACUUGUAUCAGGAGUACAUUGGUAAGCUGUACAUGAUGCUGCAGGACGGCAGCCUAGUUCCUAGGGUUGACUUGGGAUUGAAUGCAGAGGGUGGGGAGCUAAAGGGUGUUGAAGGGUGCAUCCGCGGUGUGGAGUACCUUCACUCGGGAAAGAGCGUAGGCAAGGUGGUUGUCAAGUUUGACUGACCUCUCCACCAUCCAGCGAAUCUGUACUCGUAACUGAUCGUUUCGAAAAGGUCGAAAACCGCUCUGGCGAGGUGUUUGUCAAGUCCAGCUGACUUUCCCACAGACACGCCCACAUGAUGUUGCCUAGUUGGUGGAGGACAGCAGGGUCGAAAAAUACAUUACAGAUCACAAGCUGAAAUAGAGCUGGAAGGGGCAUCAACUGUCAAGGUCCAGAUCUGUCCUCUCAAUUGAAGUUCACUGGUGUAUGAUGAAUUUCAUUUUAACCCGAUAGCUUUAAGGGCCUUGAGUUGCAGAAAAUCCUGCGUCCAGCAUCGAAUGUAGUUUCGACAAAAAUUUUCAAACCACGCGUACCUGGGCCCUCCAUGUGGCACAAGGAAGUUACUGAACUAAUUAAAUUACUUAAGCUAAAAUACUUAGAAAAAUUGCAAAGUACGACUUACACAGAACCUACAGACAUGAUAGCAUUGGAUUGUAAUCUGAAUAUACGAGAAAACAAUUCUGUUACGCAAGAACUCAAACCCCUCUUCCAGCAUUUCUACCAUACAUAAACCGGCCACAGUGUCUGCCAUUUGUGCACGCUGGCACAUGAAUACCUUGGAGGCCACGAAGAGGCGUGCCUGGUUCCUUGCAACACCUCCAGAUGGUGCUCACCUUUGCCACAUCGCUGCCCAUGCUAGAGGCUGCGGUAAAGCUAGGGAAACGAUGGAGCAUGUUUUAUUAGAGCGUGAAGAUAUCUGCCCAGUGUCUAUUUAGGCACCACUGGCCUCCUUGAAGCCCUUGGGUUCAGCGAGAGCAGGAGGAAAGUAAACAUGUCCGCAAUAGGAGAUUAGUAAGAGGCGAUUAGAAGAUUGGUGGAAGUAGGGAAAUGACAAACAAUGGAGGUGUAGAAAAACAGUCCACAAUAGGGGUUCAGAAACGUUGGUUAUGGGAAUUCAUAGCGGUUUUUUUCUUUUUCUUUUUUGACAUAACCAGGAUAUUAGGCAAUAGCAAGAGCUUGGUGGCGCAACCCACCACCUCUUUCUGAAGGGGAUGCUCAAAAUAUCCAUCAGAUAUUAUGAUUUUAUUUCCCAGAAAAAAUAUUCUGGGGAGGUUCAUGGGCUAAAGUCUAUUAUGGACAGCUUGACUAGGCCAACCAUCCGUCCAUUGCUGCCCACACAAGAGGCCACGUUUCUACCAGAAAGCCCACCUUCGUGCAUAGCGUUCGCUGCCAGCGUUUCCCAGUAAACAUUACGAUUACAUAAGCAGCAGUUGCUGGGAAGCAUGAGAAGCCACCAGGGAUCCACUCUUAAAGGCAAAGCUUAAGCGUCCUCCAAAUUUUUAUGCCACGACUACAUAGCUUGGCCUUGGCGAGUAAUCUUGACCAUGAUGGUCUUGCACAAGGUUACUCACCGGUGACAACAAUGUGAACUGAAGAAUACGAGAAGACCAUGGCAGAAGUUUUGUCCAGCACAUGACAGUUAUGACAGCUGUUGCGCCAAAGCAUGUGUUACAGUUGAUGUGUCUGUGGCUAAUCACAUACUUAUUAAGCAAAUUAUUCCCAGGUGCAUGAAGACUUGAUGUGACAAUUUUUGUAUAAUUUUUGUUGACAAUGCCACCUAGCUAUAUCCCCGUGUGUUUGCAGGCAUUUUUGUAACUUUGCCAUUCACUAGUGUGGCAUCAGGAAUAAUUGCUUUACGAACCUGAAACAAAUCUGCAGGGCAGUAUAGACUGGCACAAAUUUAUUAUGGAAGUGAAUGCAGCAAACCCUCAAUGUUUUGACCAGGAGCUGUUAGUAUGAGCUGGUCUCAACAUUGUCGGAAGCAUCAGAAAUGUGCCUCUUGUGUCCAGUGGAAGAAUUGCACACAGAGGCCAAGGGUACUUGCUGUUGCAUCAAUCUGCAGCCAGAAAACUAGACUGUGGAGCGCAUCUUAUCUCUUAUGAAACAUGCACUCUGUGAAUGGCCUGCUAUCUGCACUACACACCAGCACAUGUUAUCUCUUAUGAAACAUGCACUCUGUGAAUGGCCUGGUAUCUGCACUACACACACACACACACAGGUCCCUAUGUUCUGCCCCCCAGUGAAUUGCCACGAUUACCCGCUUGUGUAGAUAAGUAUGUGGCACUUCUGAUGAGUGCUUACUGCAUGCAUUGACCGCUGAUAUUGCUCAAACAUUUACUGUGCCAUACAGUGGAUACUUGAGGACGUUGUGCAUGGCCUAUGCACUAUGUGUGCGAUUCUGUGCCACAUCUAAACUUUGAAGGGUUGCAUUAUUUGUUGCUCCGUGCUAAGAAGUGCCUGUUCUUGAAGACCAGAAAGCUUCAAAUAAAGCUAGACCUUGUCAUGGCACACAAAAUAAGAAGGAUGGAAGAAUGCGGUCUGGGUGAAAAAAAAAAGGGGUCGAGAUGACGGGGUCAAGUGCGUCAUGCGAUAUGUUGUCUACAGGUCAUGAUGUGAAGAAUAAAGGUGUGGUUGACCAGGAAAGCUACCUUCAUUUCAAUGUGGUGACAGUGAAGAUACACCAGUCUCCAGGUGGCGAGUGUAAUUUGUGAAGGUAAUGGAUGUGAAGCACCAGACUGAUAGUAGACUCAAGAAGCAAUACCCACAAAAUUUCCUACCAAAAUUGCUAAAGAAAACUCUGGCACUGUAAUUUUUCAGCUAGUGCGGGACUGAUAGUACAUAGAUUUGUCUGAUCUUCGUGCUUGUGGGUUCAGAUGUUCUUCCGACUUCAUUUACUAUCAUACCUGCCAACUUUUAAGAUUUCAUCAUACAAUGCCCAUUUUUAGGGCUCAUUUACAAUUGUCAUAGUGACACAAAUAUUACUGGAUUUUUUGGUUGCGCAUAGUUUAGAGCCAAAUCAAUUUCAAAAAUGAGGAGCACAUUAGUCUCUGCAUGAUAUUAUGGUGCAUUUUUUCGGACCCAUCGAUUACAAUGAUCUACCUGCAUGGCAGCAGCAUCACCCGAUAGGACCGAGCGAAUUGUCAACAGCUUUUAUGUAAAUAUUUCGACAAACUUUUGUCAACACCCCUAUGCAACACAGCCUGCGAACCUUUAAUAAGCAGUGAACAAUCAACCAAUUUUUGCAUUUUUCAGCAAGUUUUAGUAUGUUGUGGCUUUCAGUGUAGCCUUUCUGAAAUACCAAGGUUGGCAGCUCUGCUUACUAUGCUUUAUGUACCUUUACUAGCGUAACUUUCAAAGAAAUGCAAUUGUUUUCAUCAACUUAGAAGGAAAUGAGACUGCACGCACGCCUGCUCACUGCGAGUUCUUGCAUUUAUAACAAUAUUUUAUUGAAAACUAUCAGCUUGCAAAGUCGCAAAGCCAUUUGAAGCCAGAAUGACAAAGUUUAGGUGAAUCUAUACAUAGUCGGAACGUCGUUAUAGGGAAAUAAUGGAUUUAGCAAAGUAAGUGAAAUUCUCCCCUUGAAAAUUCCAUAGAAAUUCAUGGUGCAGUAAAUGCAAUAAGAGAUAUGAAGUAAUUAAUAUAACAAUGUAAUUCUGGUUCCCCUUUCAACUUCGUUGAGGUUUUACUGUACUCCUUGUCAUUCUCACGCUGGUUGUAUAGCCAUGCUUGCAGCUGAUGUGGAGACUAGCCCCAGAGUUCUCUCUAUAAAUAAACUUUUCUAGGAAACUACGGUAGUACCAGCAAUCAAACUUCAUUGCAGACCAUGUCUCUGUGGUACUUAAGUAAUAGAUGUGUGCACAGAAAAGGAGAAGACUUUGGUACCAACAGCCCAUGCCGACAUACUUUUUUUUAGCAUGCAGCGUAUAUACUUUGUUACACUAUGUAGGCACCGGUUGGCAUCUGAAAAGUCCGUCUCUACGUCAGACUUGGAGGGACACUGUGCCUGUCUACUGAUGUGCCCGUAAAGUUUUGUGAUGUGCAGCAGGUUACAAAAAGAAUUCGCAGAGUUUGACGAUUGCCUUCGAUGGUUUGUGCCACAAUUUCUCUGUUUUGAAAGGUACACUGAAGAAAAUAGGUAAAGCUGCACCAAUAAAUUAGCUUUCUACAAUACCGAAAAAGCCACUCUUACCAGGAGAAGAGGCUUGAUAAGAGAUUAGCGACAAUGCUGCCUUGCAAGUUCCCGCACCAGCUAAGUUAUGACGUCAUGGAUUUUGAAGCUGUCUGUUCGGGCGUAGUUCAAUUUUAUUCGCUAAUAGUCUACUACAUUGCUUUUUGAAGGAGCCAGCGACUGAAUGACGUGUUUUGGAAACUUUCACAGUAUUACAAUGACCCAAACUGAAGAAUACACUUUGACAUCUGUCAUGCCACAUUGACGUACUACUGGCACUGAGGCUUCGGUGCAACAGUUAGACAUGAUUGAAGUUUAGCCUUUAUUUUCUCUAGUACUCAACCUCUUGCUGCAGAAAUAGAGUUGGAAAUAGUA
This is a messenger RNA of Dermacentor andersoni, 5819 nucleotides long. RefSeq names its product prostaglandin reductase 3-like. Gene Ontology annotation, molecular function: 15-oxoprostaglandin 13-reductase [NAD(P)+] activity; zinc ion binding. Lineage: Eukaryota; Metazoa; Arthropoda; Arachnida; Ixodida; Ixodidae. The record is from RefSeq and is a predicted model, not a curated record. Gene Ontology annotation, cellular component: mitochondrion.